CAGAGGUCUAUUUUGUAAUCGGGAGGUUCAUUUUGCAAUCAGUUGCGUUUUUCGAUUCGACUGGUGAAGUCCAGCAUUGAGAUAUCUAUGCUUGCCGGACUUCCGGUGUUAGGUCGCUUUGUGCUUCUAUCUGAUCAUUCUGAAGAAGUUGUUUCUACUAGACCAGCUUUUUCAGUGCCGCUGGCUGGAAAACGAAGACGCAGGAAGACUGUGAACAGCGAACUAUAUUUAUGCUUGCUAUCUAGCAGUUCGGCACCAGUUUAGCAAAGAAGGAUAUAGAAUGUCGACGUAUGAUCCGGAUAGUUUGUUGGCCCCGAAGCGGCAGCGCCUGCGCCGCGAGAACGAGGGCGCCAACCUUCCGAAGUAUUUGGAGAAGUUUUCCGAGAAGGGCUCCGUGCCCUGGUUCGGGACUUUACAGACGGAGGAGGACCGGCGGGACUACAUCGAAAACGACUGCAUGGCCGAGAACGCCAAGUUCUUGAGCCGCAUGAAGAUCCGGUCCGGCAGCUACGGCAUCACCUGCGGAUUUUUGGAGACGCUCCUCGACGACCAAAACCACGUUUCCGGGGAUUUUCGUCAGGACUUUCGCAACGCGACCACCGUCGACGACAUGCUCAACCUCCUGGCACACUGGCCAAAAGACGACGAGGUGGCACUCAAGCUCACCAAGGAAGAAAUUAUCGAAGUACAUUUUUUUUUAUCAUCUUCAUGUUCAAAUAUUCUCGAUCUCGUCCCGAGAGUUGUUUUCAUCUAGUAGUUGCAGAGGAAAUCUGAUCUUCCAUCAUGAUCAUAUUUUUUCAAUUAUCACUUUGAAAUUGGAGGAGUUUUCGUAUCAAUCUCCAUGAGCAUUAUGCCAAAAAUGCGACAUCUAAAAACAGCGUUCGCAGAAGUACUGCAACAGCAAAAUGGAGGCAGACCCCGACCAAGAUCGGAUGUUCGGCGCGUGGGCCGCGAUGAUGAACAUGUGCGAGAAGAAGGGGCUCUUUCUGCGCGGGCGACGGGGGCGGGAGCACGAGUUCUCUCUUUCCAUUCCCGGACGCAUUUUCCUGGCCCAGUUCCGCCAGAAGCACCCGGAGUUUCUCGACACUGCGCAGGAGUUUAUCGAGCACAACGAGUCCGACUUGUCCGACGAAGAAGAGGAGGAAGAGGACGAAGAGGCUGACCGCGCGACCGAAUGCUUCAACCGCGACCAGGGUUUUCUGCACCGAUUGCGCGACAUGAUUCUGAAGCGAAAGGCGAUGACGCUGGCGGAGUUUGACAACGUCGAGGACGAGGGAAUGGAAGGCGCUGACCCAGAUCUCGACGUCAACAUGAGGAUCAAGCGCGAACCAGGAGAAGCGGAUGGAGUUUCGGAGGACGGAGGAAGCGAGGACGAGGAUGGUAACAAAAAGGAGAAAAAGCCGCGCGAGAUCAAAACCGCGCUGGAUGUGUACAAGCUCAUGAGUCGGCCAGCGCAGCAGAGGGUGCGAAUCUUGCGAAAAAUCUUGAUGCUCAAGGGCAACGAAGCGCAGAAACGCAUGUGCGACUGUAUCAAGGAGAAGAAGCCGUGGCACGUCCUCGACCACGACUUUUCACUGGUCGAAAUGAAUGUUUCUCUCCGCUUAGAAAGUGAAGUCGCGCACAGGAUAGAGGACGAUCAUGACGAAGAAGAAUUCUGCUGA
Messenger RNA from Amoebophrya sp. A120, 1661 nucleotides. The record is from the annotation of a GenBank genome assembly. NCBI's taxonomy places the organism in Eukaryota, Dinophyceae, Syndiniales, Amoebophryaceae.